This is a messenger RNA of Anolis sagrei ordinatus, 2875 nucleotides long. RefSeq names its product coiled-coil domain containing 87 (gene CCDC87). Lineage: Eukaryota; Metazoa; Chordata; Lepidosauria; Squamata; Anolidae. The record is from RefSeq and is a predicted model, not a curated record.
UUCCCGCAGGGAGGGGGGAAAAGCGGAAGUAGAACAGAGCGGUUGCCUAGGCGACGGAGAUACCAACACAGGCUUGGCUGUGGUGAGCUAGGCCGCUCAGAAACAUGGCGAGGAGGGUUUACUCGGCCGCUCACUUGCGGUACACCUUGGACGAUGCGGAAUCCUGGGCCCAACGCCUGCGCGCCCAGUACCGCAAGGUCCUGGCUCCUCUCACCCUUUUCCCGGGUUCCUACUCUCGAGUGCGGGCCCCACUCCCAGCCGAGGCCGAGGCUGAUGCGGCCUACUCCUCCUCCUCCUCCUCCAAGAGGCCUUCCUCCGCCAGGGCCACCCUAUCCACGGUGCCCAUCUCCCAGGCAGCCCUGCUCCAGAUGGUGAGCCACAAGAUGGAGCUGGGCCCGCAGUGGGCCAAACACAUCCCUCUGACGCAUCAGCACGCCUUCCGGGAGAUCAUCCUGGCCGAAGUGCGGCACGCCUACGCCGAGAUCCAGCGCAGCCUCCACGACCCGGCUUUCGAAGCCCGGGUCAACCGGGAACUGUACCAACACCUGGUGACCUACGUGGGCCUGGUCUCGCAGCACCUCUUCCUGCACUACCUGUGCCUCAUGAAGAACCACUGCUCGCUCAAGGUCUUCACCGACUAUGCCAACCUCACCCGCUUCUCCUCGCAGCUCGCCUUGGACUGCAGCCGCUUCUUGGACAUGGCCGCCGUGCGGCACCACCUCGUGGUGGAGAUGAAGGCCUCGCGCAGGCGCCGGAGCCUCUCCCCGCGCAAGGCGACGCUCGUCGGAGAGCGCCCGACCCGCUCCAUGGGGUGCCGCCUGGGCUUCACCAUCGGGCACUUCAUCCGCCUCACUCAACCCCGCACGCCGGCUCUGAGGCAAAAGAGAGCUCAGGAUAUCAAGGAGCUGGAAGAGAUCCCGCCGUUGGAUAUGUGGAAGAUCAAGGAACUGCGGCUCCCUACAAUGGAAAGCAUGAUCAGGGCCACGUUGUGCGCUGAUGUCACCCCGCCAUGUCCGGGAAAGGACAAAAGCAAGACGGAGGCAGAGAAGAAGAAAGCUCCUGUUAGGAAAAGCCACUCUUUGCCCAAUAUGCGAGCCGGGCAGCUGCUGGCGGACGAGUUGGGGAUCUGCAUCACACCUCGGCGCCUCACUCCAGAUUUGCCGUUCCGCUGCGUGGAAGGCGAGGCGAGCAUGGACGCAAGCAGCCUGGCGGAAGAUCUGCGGAGGCUGGUGCAAGGGUCCGUGCUGAGGAGCGGGCACGGGAAAGAAGAGGAAGAAGACGGCUUGGACCUCCCUCCGUUGCUGAAGGUCUUGACGCGCCGCAAGGCCAACGAGACCCGGAUGGAGCACCUCCAGAGGAUGCUGGCUUCCUUGCGGCAUGAAGAGAGCUCCGAGUGGAAGCGGAGGAAUACCAUUAUUGCUGCGCCGGCAUCUCACCCGCAAGCGACAACAGUGAACUUCAAAGUCCACGAGCAAAUGGUGGUGAAGGCAGCCGACCUGCAAGUCUCGGAAAGGGUCUAUUCCGAGGCCAUCGUCGUGGAAAGAUCCCUCCCGAUAUACAAUCACCUCCUCGGGGAGAUAAACAACGCCACUCUGAAGUCUCUGGAUGCCAGCCUUUUCGUCGGGGAAGAGGUCCGGGAGAUGUACAAGGAGCUGAUGAAUACUGUCCCAAAAGACCACCUGAAUUUUGACCUUGGGCCCUUGAUAGAACCUUAUGCUACCAAACUAGAUUUGUCAGUUUGUUUCGCUUCUUCGACGCUGACCAGGAGGAAAAGUGAGCAGGUCGUGAACGAAGAGCUGGCUAACAUCCUUCCCGCCGGGCCUUUCUCCCCAGAGGAAGUGGUGGACACGCUGAAGACUCCAAAUCUCCCUUUCAAGAAGCCCAUGAGUAAAAAACAGCAUGCGUCUUGGCUGAAAUGGUGGAAGAACACCUUCAACAUUGAUGACUACCUGAACUACAUCGCGACCAAAGAGUCCGACUUUUUGCCAGUGAUCUUCCAUUUGUACAGCGUUGGUGGAGACGUUGAGGAGGACCUGCGGCAGCAGGCGAUCCAUGAGGCUGAAGUCAAGCAACAAGAGAAAGUGAAGAGAAACUCAAUUAAGAAAGCUGCCCAGGUCCAAUUCAAGGAGGAAUUCUUUGAGCCUAAGAAAGCUGCCAAGGUCCAAUUCAAGGAGAAAUCGUUUGAGCCUAAGGAAGCUGCCAAGGUCCAAUUCAAGGAGGAAUCGUUUGAGCCGCAGUGGAGGCCUGAGAGCACGGCGAAGAUGGAACUGGGAGCUCUAGUUCCUUACGACCACAAGCCUGAGGAUCUCCGGGCCCUGCAGAGAAGGCUGGAAAGGCUCUGGACCGUCCUUCAUUUCUCAGAGUCAGAGAGGCUCAAUAUGGCCAUCAAGUACAGCUCCAACCAAUACUAUUUCUUCCUCCCCGACAUGCUCAAAGCAUGGGAGGAGGCGGCCCAGUUAAUCCAGGAGCGGGAGCUCUUGCUGGCCGAACUGGAAAGCUUUGAGCAGACAGCGUCGGACCCAAACCGCUUGUUCAGCCAAGAGCCCCAGGCUUUUGCCUUGCGGAUGAAGGAAUCCAGAAGAAGGGACCACCUGCACAAGGAGCUGGCCUGGUAUAAUUCGGAGCUCUAUGAAGUCCUGACCGAGAUCAAAAAGGAGUUCAACGACACGGUGACGUUCCGAGGACGGCCCUACAUGGAGAAGAUGCAAUGGGACAAAGUGGAGAUGCUGUACUGGUUGCAGCAACAGCGCCGCGGAAGUGCCUUGAAGAGGCACACCAAAACAGGGAGACAGAGGAGGCUCCCCCCUCUUACUUAGAUGUGUUGCUCUUUGAAUAUGCACCAAAACGGCAGUUGGGAAGGCAACCAUAGAGGCUA